Gadus morhua (Atlantic cod) is the source of this 2892-nucleotide messenger RNA. Its product is annotated as NLR family CARD domain-containing protein 3-like. The annotation marks the transcript as partial. The record is from RefSeq and is a predicted model, not a curated record. Lineage: Eukaryota; Metazoa; Chordata; Actinopteri; Gadiformes; Gadidae. Gene Ontology annotation, molecular function: protein binding. The transcript has 11 exons.
AUGGGAGGCCCACCUGAAGAGCUACGGAACGGUCUGCUGGACGACACAAGGAGACAGCCCAGCAGGACCAACAGCACCAGAGUGGUGGCCUCCAUGCUGUUGCCAACCAAGCCAGGGGGUUUAGAUGACACGGCCGCUACCCCCUCCAAUGGCAUUCCCCACAGCUGCAGUUGUAAAGAUAACCAUCUGAGUGACCGGUCUAUGGAUCUACCUGAGAACUUUAAAGAUGGAAAUCCAUUGAUUGAGAAGAGAAGAGUCCAGCAGCAGAGAGCAGACUCCCCUGGACCCAGCUGUGUCUCCAUGAAGAGUGACCACUCUAUGGAUAAACCUCCUGAGCUUAAAGAUGGACGUCCCUCCAGAGAGGAGAGACACCAGGAGAGUUCAAAGGUGACCAGUGCUCAGUCUCUACAGCAGCAUCAAACAGAGCUGAUCAAGAGGGCUGAGGAGAACGCGCACGCUUUUCUAGACAAGGAGCUGAAGAAGCUCUGGAAGGUUUACUUCCCAGAUUACCCACAAUGCUCAGAGAGUCAGAGGGAGGAGGAGGAGGUGGAUAGUAAGAAGGAGGAGCUGAGGAGGCGCGCCAUAGAGGGAGUGGUGAACAUCACAAAGCUCUGCUUGAUGGAGGUGAACCAGGAGGAAUUGGCAGACACACUGUGGGCCGGAUCUGAUGCUGUCCAUUGCAUACCAAAAAUCCAGGCUCAUUUGAGGGAGAAGUUUAGGUGUGUGUUUGAAGGAAUCGCUAAAGCAGGACAUUCAACACCUCUGCAUGAGGUCUACACAGAGAUCUUCAUCACACAGAGAGGCAGUGGAGAGGUCAACAAGGAACAUGAGGUCAGACUGAUUGAGACAUCUUCCAGGAAACCAGCCAUGGAGGAAACACCAAUCAGAUGUGAGGACAUCUUUAAACCCUUACCUGGACAAGAUCAACCAAUCAGGACAAUAAUGACAACUGGAGUGGCCGGCAUUGGUAAAACCGUCUUAACACGCAAGUUCACUCUGGACUGGGCUGAAGGCAAAACCAACAAGGACAUACACUUCACAUUUCUCCUCACUUUCAGAGAGCUGAAUUUACUGAGGGGGAAAGAGUUUAGCUUGGUGGAACUUCUUCAUCACUUCUUUAUUGAGACCAAAGUAGCAGGAAUCUGCAGAUUCGACCAGUUCCAAGUUGUCUUUAUCUUGGACGGUCUGGAUGAGUGUCGACUUCCUCUGGACUUCCAGAACAACCCGAUCUGGACUGAUGUCACAAAGUCCACCUCGGUGGACGUGCUGCUGACAAACCUCAUCAGGGGCGUCCUGCUUCACUCCGCUCGCAUCUGGAUAACCACACGCCCUGCGGCAGCCAAUCAGAUCCCUGAUGAGUGUGUUGACAUGGUGACAGAGGUGAGAGGGUUCACCGACCCACAGAAGGAGGAGUACUUCAGGAAGAAAUUCAAAGAGCAGAUGCUGGCCAGCACAAUCAUCUCCCAAGUCGAGAACUCACGAAGCCUCCACAUCAUGUGUCACAUCCCAGUUUUCUGUUGGAUCACUGCUACAGUUAUGGCGGACAUCUUCAAAACAUUCAAGUGGGGAGACGAGAUGCCCAAGACGUUGACUGAGAUGUACUGUCACUUCCUGAGGGUUCAGACCAUACAGGGGGACAGGAAGUACAAUGGCAGAUCUGAAACAGAUCCAGACUGGAGUUCAGAGAGCAGGGAGAGCAUUGUUUCUCUGGGAAAACUGGCUUUUAACCAGCUGGAGAAAGGCAACCUGAUCUUCUACGAGGCAGACCUGGUAGAGUGUGACAUUGAUAUCAGAGCAGCCUCAGUGUACUCAGGAGUGUUCACCCAGAUCUUUAAAGAGGAGUUUGGGCUGUAUCAGGACAAGGUGUUCUGCUUUGUCCAUCUGAGCAUGCAGGAGUUUAUGGCUGCCCUGUAUGUCUUCUGGUCCUUUAUCAACAGUGGGGUCAAUCUGCUCACAGAAGAACCGCCAACCUCCGGUGAAGAUAAACUCAUCCUCUUCUACCAGAGUGCUGUGGACAAGGCCUUACAGAAUGAGAACGGACACCUAGACUUGUUCCUCCGCUUCCUCCUGGGCCUCUCUCUGGAGACCAAUCAGAUUGUCCUACGAGGUCUGCUGGGACAGACAGGAAGGGGCUCACAAACCAAGGAGAAAACAGUGUCUUACAUCAAGGAGAAAAUUGCUGGAGAUCUCUCUCAAGAAAGAAGCAUCAAUCUAUUCCGCUGUCUGAAUGAGCUGAACGACCGUUCUCUUGUGAAGGAGAUCCAACAGUACCUGACAUCAAAAAGACUCCCCCGUAAAUCUCUCUCUCCUGCUCAUUGGUCAGCUAUGGCCUUCAUCUUACUGACAUCAGAAGAGGAGCUGGAUGUGUUUGACCUGAAAAAAUACCAAGCUUCCGAGGAGGGUCUUCUGAGGCUACUGCCAGUGUUCAAAGCCUCCAAAACGUAUCUGUAUCUGAGAGAGCUUGACCUGAGCUUCAACGAUCUGCAGGAUUCAGGAGUGAAGCUGCUCUCUACUGGACUGGGUAGUCCACACUGUACACUGGAAACUCUCAGGCUGACUGGCUGUCAUCUGUCAGAGAGAUGCUGUGAAGCUCUGGCCUCAGUUCUUAGCUCCAACUCCUCUAGUCUGAGAGAGCUGGACCUGAGCUUCAAUGAUCUGCAGGAUUCAGGAGUGAAGCUGCUCUCUGCUGGACUGGGGAGUCCACACUGUACACUGGAAACUCUCAGCUUGUCUGGCUGCCUGGUCACACAGGAAGGCUGUGCUUCUCUGGCCUCAGCUCUGAGCUCCAACCCCUCCCACCUGAGAGGGCUGGACCUGAGCUACAAUCACCCAGGAGACUCUGGAGCUGCGCUGCUCUCUGCUGGACUGGAGGAUCCACGCUGGAGACUGGAC